This is a messenger RNA of Coregonus sp. 'balchen', 983 nucleotides long. The record is from the annotation of a GenBank genome assembly. Lineage: Eukaryota; Metazoa; Chordata; Actinopteri; Salmoniformes; Salmonidae.
AUGAGGACUAGUUUACCUCAGGUAGUAUGUAUGAGGGCAGAGAUGAGGACUAGUUUACCUCAGGUAGUAUGUAUGAGGGUAGAGAUGAGGACUAGUUUACCUCAGGUAGUGUGUAUGAGGGCAGAGAUGACUAGUUUACCUCAGGUAGUGUGUAUAAGAGCAGAGAUGAGGACUAGUUUACCUCAGGUAGUAUGUAUAAGGGCAGAGAUGAGGACUAGUUUACCUCAGGUAGUAUGUAUGAGAGCAGAGAUGAGGACUACUUUACCUCAGGUAGUAUGUAUGAGGGCAGAGAUGAGGACUAGUUUACCUCAGGUAGUGUGUAUGAGGGCAGAGAUGACUAGUUUACCUCAGGUAGUGUGUAUAAGAGCAGAGAUGAGGACUAGUUUUACCUCAGGUAGUAUGUAUAAGGGCAGAGAUGAGGACUAGUUUACCUCAGGUAGUAUGUAUAAGAGCAGAGAUGAGGACUAGUUUACCUCAGGUAGUAUGUAUGAGAGGGCAGAGAUGAGGACUAGUUUACCUCAGGUAGUAUGUAUGAGAGCAGAGAUGAGGACUAGUUUACCUCAGGUAGUAUGUAUGAGAGGGCAGAGAUGAGGACUAGUUUACCUCAGGUAGUAUGUAUGAGAGCAGAGAUGAGGACUACUUUACCUCAGGUAGUAUGUAUGAGGGCAGAGAUGAGGACUAGUUUACCUCAGGUAGUAUGUAUGAGGGCAGAGAUGAGGACUAGUUUACCUCAGGUAGUAUGUAUGAGGGCAGAGAUGAGGACUAGUUUACCUCAGGUAGUAUGUAUGAGGGUAGAGAUGAGGACUAGUUUACCUCAGGUAGUGUGUAUGAGGGCAGAGAUGACUAGUUUACCUCAGGUAGUGUGUAUAAGAGCAGAGAUGAGGACUAGUUUACCUCAGGUAGUAUGUAUAAGGGCAGAGAUGAGGACUAGUUUACCUCAGGUAGUAUGUAUGAGAGCAGAGAUGAGGACUACUUUACCUCAG